AUGAAGCAAUACGCCCUCAUUUUCGGCUUCAGAGAGCCUUACCAAGUCCUGGUCGACGCGCAGAUGAUCCUUGACGCCUCUCGCUUCGCCAUGAAUCUCCCCGCCGCCCUCGAACGCACGUUUUCCAGUAAGACAAAACCCAUGAUAACACAAUGCUCCAUCCGCCACCUCUAUGCCCUUCCACCAUCCCACCCCUCGUACCCAGAUAAAGCCUCCCUCAUUACAGCCGCAAAGGCCAUGGAACGGCGCCGCUGUAACCACCAUACCCUUGAGCAGCCUCUUUCAGAAGAUGACUGCCUGAAGAGCGUGAUAGAUCCCAAGAGCGCGCAUACAGAUAAGAACCUUGUGAAUAAAUUCAACUAUGUGGUUGCGGUGCAAGAUGAGGGGCUCAGGCGAUGGUGCAGAGCUGUGAGGGGAACACCGAUUGUGUAUGUUAAGAGAAGUGUCAUGGUUAUGGAGCCGAUGAGUGAUUCGAGUGGGGGGGUGAAGGCGGGGAUGGAGAGGGAAAAGUUAAGGGGAGGGCUGAGAAGGAAGGAAGUACUGGGGAAAAGAAAACGAGAGGAGACGGGCGAGGGCGAGGGCAAGAGUAAGACAGAAGAGGGGGAAGAGCAAGAGAAAGAGAAUGAGGGUGAGGACACAGAUUUAAGGAAGAGGAAGAGGAAGGGGCCUAAAGGACCGAACCCAUUGAGCAUGAAGAAGGCGAAGGCGAAGACGGAAAGCGCGAAGGGGAUUGAUCAUCCUGUUGGGGACAGGGUCGAGCUAGCUAUGAAAGUCAAUGAUGAAGUUGUCGAUGGGGGAAGAGACACGGAAACGGAAACAUAG
Messenger RNA from Bacidia gigantensis, 822 nucleotides. RefSeq lists its product as uncharacterized. Gene Ontology annotation, cellular component: small-subunit processome; nucleolus. Gene Ontology annotation, molecular function: small ribosomal subunit rRNA binding. The record is from RefSeq and is a predicted model, not a curated record. NCBI's taxonomy places the organism in Eukaryota, Fungi, Ascomycota, Lecanoromycetes, Lecanorales, Ramalinaceae. The transcript is spliced from 3 exons. The coding region runs from base 1 to 822 and encodes 273 amino acids.